CCCUCCUCGGGCCGGAGUUCCUAUCAAAGCCCCCCUUGUCUUGUUGUGACAGCUCUGAUAUUGUUUAUUGAGGCUGGAUGUCAGGUAUAAUUAGCAAUCGAUAUGGAAAACGUUUGCUCCCCACACUGGCACGUCUCUGACGUCAGGACCGAUUAACGUUUCUUAUUGGUCCCAAAUUCCCCCAGCCUGAGCUAAUUAUUGGGAGCCUGAUGUUGAUAAAGUUAAAGCGCCCGGGCGCCCUGCAGCAUGAGCCCCUCGCCGCGCCUCCUCCUCCUCGGGCAGCAGCACCCCCGGCCCCAGCCGCCCCGCCGCCCGCGCCCCCAGCCCCGCCGGCACCCCCCGCGCUAGAGCCGCCCCCAUGAUGGACAGCCGCAUCCUGGAGCAUCCCCAUCCCCAGUUCGGGGGGAUGGUGGGCUUCCCUUACCCGCUCGGGCACCACCACGUCUACGAGCUGGCCGGGCACCAGCUGCAGUCGGCGGCCGCCUCCGUCCCCUUCUCCAUCGAUGGAUUAUUGAGCGGCUCCUGCGCCGCCUCCGUGGUCAACCCGGCGCCGCUCAUCCCCUCGGGCUGCGGGGUGAGCGGGGACAGCCAGCCCUUCAAGCUCGCAGACUCGGGUGACCCGGACAAAGAAAGUCCUGGCUGUAAAAGAAGACGAACCCGCACCAAUUUUACUGGCUGGCAGCUCGAGGAGCUGGAAAAGGCGUUUAAUGAGAGUCAUUACCCGGACGUGUUUAUGAGAGAGGCUCUGGCUCUCAGGCUGGACUUGGUGGAGUCCAGAGUGCAGGUCUGGUUCCAAAACCGCCGGGCCAAAUGGAGAAAGAAAGAGAACACGAAGAAGGGCCCGGGGCGGCCGGCUCACAACUCCCACCCCACGACGUGCAGCGGGGAGCCCAUGGACCCCGAGGAGAUCGCCCGCAAGGAGCUGGAGAAGAUGGAGAAGAAGAAGCGCAAGCACGAGAAAAAGCUCCUCAAAAGCCAAAGCCGCCACCUCCACUCGCCCAGCGGCCUCUCUCUGCACAGCACGCCCAGCUCCGACAGCGACAGCGGCGGCGGGGGGGGCCUGUCUCCCGCGCCCCCCGAGGCCAAGCCCCGCGGGCAGCCCCCGCCGCACCACCCGCCGCCCCCCGCCGCCCCCUCCGAGCCGCCCCCCGGCACCUGCGACCAAACGGCAGAGCCCUUCUACCCCGGCCAAAGAAGCGGCAGCGGGCGGCUCCAGCGCCCGCCCGACAAGGACUGCGCGGCCGCCCCGUCGGGGGACGGCAGCGGGGGUGCGGGGGGGCCCCGCGGCGCCGGCAGCUUCCACAAGCUCAACCCUUUCAGCGUGGAGAGCCUCCUCUCCGACUCGCCCCCCCGCCGCAAAGCCGCCCCGGACUUCCCCGGCCUCCCCCCCUGCGCCCCCCGCACCCUCAUCGGCAAAGGACACUUCUUGCUCUACCCCAUCACCCAGCCCCUGGGCUUCCUCGUCCCGCAGACCGCCCUGAAGGCCCCCCCGGGCCCCGAGGCCGGGCAGCCCCCCCGGGACUCCCCGCUGCCCGCCGCCAACCCCGGCCCGCCCGGCUGCAGCGCGGAGCCGCCGCCCGCCGGCGCCCAGCCCGGCCCCGGCUCCACGGACUCGGCGGCCGGGUCGGUGCCCCCCCCGCCGGCCGGAGCUUCUCCCCGCUCCGCGGCCGCGCAGGCUGACCCGGCGGCGGCCGCCCCCGCGGAAGGCGGCAGCUUCCCCCGGCCCAAAUCGCCGGUGCGGGCGAGGGAGGCCAGCACGGCCCGGGACAGAUCGGACUGCGGCCCCGCCGACGGCGAGGAGGUGGACAUGGACUGACCGGGCGGGGGAAAAAAAAAAAAGCAGCAGGAAACAAUUAAUAAUAAUAAUAAAAAAAAGAACAGAAAGCAAAAAUAAAACCACCCGCGAACGACACCGGCGCCCCCCGCGCCCGUCACCGAGAAACGGGGGGAAGCGCUUCCCCGCGCAGCCCAGAGAGCGGCUCGUCCUCUCCUUAGAGUUUAUCACAGGUCGAUUCAGGUGAUCAGUUAGAGCUUUUUGGGUUUUAUAUUUAAAGGGAAGAAGAAAAAAAAAAAAAAAGAAAACGGGGUAAAAACAAAAAAAAAAAAAAGGAAAAUUGUUUGUUAAGGCUUAGCAGCAGCUGGACUUUGUGGUGUGACAAACUGUACCGCGACAACAACGGAACUCCUCAAAACCCUUGUAAAAUGCAAAAAUGUCUAAGAAUAUUUAUAUAUGUAAAAUUUU
Messenger RNA from Chroicocephalus ridibundus (black-headed gull), 2242 nucleotides. RefSeq names its product UNC homeobox (gene UNCX). The record is from RefSeq and is a predicted model, not a curated record. NCBI's taxonomy places the organism in Eukaryota, Metazoa, Chordata, Aves, Charadriiformes, Laridae. Gene Ontology annotation, biological process: regulation of DNA-templated transcription. Bases 359 to 1816 code for a protein of 485 amino acids. Gene Ontology annotation, molecular function: sequence-specific double-stranded DNA binding; DNA-binding transcription factor activity, RNA polymerase II-specific. The transcript has 3 exons.